CGCCCCCUCCCCUCCUUGCCACCAUGUCCAACAGCACCGGGUCCACUCCCUCCAUCAUCGAUGCGCUGCCCCCCUCCCUGAAGCUGCCGCCGCAUCUCUCGGCGCACAAAUAUUUCUUCGUCUGUACUCUCACCGUUGCCGCUUGGGAUACGCUGGUACUUUCCCCCCGCACAUGGCGUCUAAUGCGAACGAAAGAAUGGCCUCCUCUCAAAAUCAUUUUCCAUUUCUUGAGGGUUUUCAUGCCGAUUGAAUUCACCAUCGUUGGGGUUGCGUUCUUCGACACCAAGUUCACGCAGGCGCAAUGCCAAAAGUUCUACCUUUUCGAACCCAUUUGCACCGCUAUCCUUUUAGCCCUCUGCUCGGCCGUCCAUGUCAUUCGCAUUCACGCGAUCUACGAGAGGAAUAGGAGUGUUCUUGCUGGUAUGGGCGCACUCUUGGCUAUUCAGAUCGUCGUGACAGCCAUUUGCUGCGGCUUCUACCGAUCUGUGCCUUUGGACGUAGGCCAGGGAUGCAUUGCUGGGCCGAAGGCCAACUGGGUCGGCAUUUACUGGCUCUCAGCGACAUUGCUGUAUACAGCAUCGUUUGCUCUGGCUGUGGCUCGUUCCGUGGGCUCGCUUAAGGUGAAGCCGUUGAGCCCCUGGAAGCUUAUGCUUCGAGAUGGUCUCAACCUGUACGGUGCCAUCUGGAUCGUCAACAUGGUCAACAUGCUGUUCUGGUUCAUCAUAAAGCCAACUGGCACCAAUGACCCAAUCAGGACCAUUGUUACGAGCAUGGCUGCUGUCCUUACUACCUCCAUGACCCUGCGUAUUAUCCUUGGUGUCCGCGGCUCGCUCAUCGACGGAGGCUCUUUCGCCGGCUCUCACUCUACUGCAACCGGCUCUUCUUCUCGUGGCGGCACCACACACGUUAUCUCCUCCCGCAGCACCCCGGCUGCUAAUCAGACGUUCCAGAUCGGUUCCCGCGCUGUCGGCCAGACCUACACUAUCGACGAGCUGCACGGUGCGAGCGGGAAGGGCGAGGAGUGGACAGACCCCGUCAUGGAUGGCAAGAGCAGCGUGCACGACACCAAGGAGGGCGUUUUCCCUAUCGAGAGCCCGCCCCAGGGUGUGAAGAUCACGAUUGACCGGGAGGUGGACGUGGAGUAUGAUGUCGAGCCGUAUAACCGCGGACCCAAGUAGGCGGGUGCUGAGCGGUGUUCUGUGGUGGACAUUGGGCAUUUCGGUGUAAGAUGUACCCCCAUCACGCUUCGAUGGUGAUGCUGGGAGCGCAGGUGUAUACGUGGGGGUGGGCUGACCGGCGGCACCUCUUCUCUGUUUAUCUUAACUGAUGUUUGUGUUAUUUAAGGUUUGACUUCUUGUUCAUCUUGUGGAUUACCAUAUGAGAUGUUAGAUAUCUGUUGUGCCACUAGCGAUUCAAGGAUAAAUCAGUUGUAUUGACAGGAUCAGUGAAUGUCACAGGGCUCGGAUGGCAUAAUCGGCUGCACUGUACGGGAUAGAGCCCGCG
Messenger RNA from Gloeophyllum trabeum ATCC 11539, 1503 nucleotides. RefSeq lists its product as uncharacterized. The transcript is spliced from 6 exons. Bases 24 to 1178 code for a protein of 384 amino acids. Lineage: Eukaryota; Fungi; Basidiomycota; Agaricomycetes; Gloeophyllales; Gloeophyllaceae. The record is from RefSeq and is a predicted model, not a curated record.